CUCUCGGGCCUGACAAGUCCUUGUGCUCUCUCUCUGUGGUGAUGACGGUGAAAACCGAGGCUGCUAGGGACACCCUCACUUACUCCAGGAUGAGGGGCAUGGUAGCAAUUCUCAUCGCUUUCAUGAAACAGAGAAGGAUGGGCCUGAACAACUUUAUUCAGAAGAUUGCCAAUAACUCCUAUGCAUGCAAACACCCUGAAGUUCAGUCCAUUUUGAAAAUCUCCCAACCUCAGGAGCCUGAGCUCAUGAAUGCCAACCCUUCUCCUCCACCAAGUCCUUCUCAGCAAAUUAACCUGGGCCCAUCAUCCAACCCUCAUGCUAAACCAUCUGACUUUCACUUCUUGAAAGUGAUCGGGAAGGGCAGUUUUGGAAAGGUUCUCCUGGCAAGACACAAAGCCGAAGAAGCAUUCUAUGCAGUCAAAGUUUUACAAAAGAAAGCGAUCCUGAAAAAGAAGGAGGAAAAGCAUAUUAUGUCGGAGCGGAAUGUUCUCCUGAAGAACGUGAAACACCCUUUCCUGGUGGGCCUUCACUUCUCUUUCCAGACGGCUGACAAACUGUACUUUGUCCUAGACUACAUUAACGGUGGAGAGUUGUUCUACCAUCUCCAGAGGGAGCGAUGCUUCCUGGAACCACGGGCUCGGUUCUAUGCUGCUGAAAUAGCCAGUGCCUUGGGUUACCUGCACUCUCUGAACAUCGUUUAUAGAGACUUAAAGCCAGAGAAUAUUUUGCUGGAUUCACAGGGACACAUUGUCCUUACUGACUUUGGACUCUGCAAGGAGAACAUUGAACACAAUGGCACGACAUCCACCUUCUGCGGCACACCCGAGUAUCUUGCACCUGAGGUGCUUCAUAAGCAGCCUUAUGAUAGGACCGUGGACUGGUGGUGUCUGGGGGCCGUCUUAUAUGAGAUGCUCUAUGGCCUGCCUCCAUUUUAUAGCCGAAACACAGCUGAGAUGUACGACAACAUUCUGAACAAACCCCUCCAGUUGAAGCCAAAUAUUACAAAUUCUGCAAGACAUGUCCUGGAGGGCCUCCUGCAGAAGGACAGGACAAAGAGGCUUGGUGCCAAGAAUGACUUUAUGGAGAUUAAGAAUCACGUCUUCUUCUCCCUAAUUAACUGGGAUGAUCUCAUUAAUAAGAAGAUUACUCCCCCUUUUAACCCAAAUGUGAGUGGACCCAGCGACCUGCGGCACUUUGAUCCCGAGUUUACCGAAGAGCCAGUCCCCAACUCCAUCGGUCGGUCGCCCGACAGUAUCCUCCUCACAGCCAGCGUCAAGGAAGCGGCCGAGGCCUUCCUGGGCUUUUCCUACGCACCUCCCGUGGACUCUUUCCUCUGAAUGGUCUUAGGGUUGGUUGUGAAGGAUUUUACGGGCGUUUUUGAAAUGUUUUAGUUAGCCUUUUGGCAGAGCUGCCAGCUGACAGGACAUCUUAAAAGAGAAUUUGCACAUCCCUGGAAGCUUGCACAUCUUGGCAAUCUUAUUGCACACUGUUUGCUGGAAGCUUUUCGAAGAGCACAUCCUCCUCAGUGAGCUUGUGAGGUUUU
Messenger RNA from Globicephala melas (long-finned pilot whale), 1543 nucleotides. RefSeq names its product serine/threonine-protein kinase Sgk1-like. Gene Ontology annotation, molecular function: ATP binding; protein serine/threonine kinase activity. Gene Ontology annotation, biological process: protein phosphorylation. NCBI's taxonomy places the organism in Eukaryota, Metazoa, Chordata, Mammalia, Artiodactyla, Delphinidae. Gene Ontology annotation, cellular component: nucleus; cytoplasm. The record is from RefSeq and is a predicted model, not a curated record.